This is a messenger RNA of Phyllopteryx taeniolatus (common seadragon), 3201 nucleotides long. RefSeq names its product CDK5 regulatory subunit associated protein 1 (gene cdk5rap1). Gene Ontology annotation, biological process: tRNA modification; negative regulation of cyclin-dependent protein serine/threonine kinase activity. The record is from RefSeq and is a predicted model, not a curated record. The transcript has 15 exons. NCBI's taxonomy places the organism in Eukaryota, Metazoa, Chordata, Actinopteri, Syngnathiformes, Syngnathidae. Gene Ontology annotation, molecular function: tRNA-2-methylthio-N(6)-dimethylallyladenosine(37) synthase activity; 4 iron, 4 sulfur cluster binding. Gene Ontology annotation, cellular component: cytosol; mitochondrion. Bases 405 to 2102 code for a protein of 565 amino acids.
GCAGAGGGAAACCUUUUUCUGACGGACUGCGCGACUGCAAGAGCGUUCCCAAAUGUGUAUUUCCGUAUUCGUUUCACGUUGAAAUUUCCAGACAACAAGAAAUAAUGACAGCAUACGAUUAUUCAAAACAUUACAUUUGUAUUUGUAUUUUGUUGAAAAUUAAAAAAAAACAGCUGUAAGUUAAAAAAAGAAGACUUGCCUUUGGAUGUGACAUUUUUGACAGCUCAGUUAAAUCUGGAUAUUUGGAUAUUUACGAUGCGUUUAAAAUAGUGGAUUGUCCUCUUGAUGUGUGGACCACCGGUACUUGGUUUAGGUGACAUUUGCCGGCUCAUGGUUGACGCUUAUGUAUUAACUUGAAUGUUUCCUAUUUACACGAGUGCAACUAAUAAGGCAGCCCACUCAACAUGAAACAACGUGUGUUGUUUUCCGCUCCCAAACUGUGGCCGCCUGUCAGGUGUUUACAAGGCAGGUUGUGCUGUAAUUCAAGCAGCAGUGUAGUUAGUGCCAGGGAAAAGCGGCUAGUAUCGGAUCAUUUCAAGACUCUGAUAUCUUCUGGUCCAACUUUUCAUGAUUUCAUCCAAGGACUCACCGCUAAUAAAACAUGUACUCCAGACAUACAAGUAGAAGACAAACACGAUUGUUUUUCUACUGACUUGGAGAUGGGAAAUUUUCGAAAGGUCUAUUUUGAAACGUAUGGCUGUCAAAUGAAUGUCCGUGACACGGAUAUUGCCUGGUCCGUAUUGCAGAGGAGUGGAUACCAACGCACGACACAUUUACGCGAGGCAGAUGUGGUCCUUCUUGUAACAUGCUCCAUCAGAGAAAAAGCUGAACAAAAAAUUUGGAACAGACUUCGGCAGCUGACAGCCAUGAAGAAUAAGCGCCUUAAGAAUCGGACACCAAUGAAAAUUGGCAUUUUAGGUUGCAUGGCAGAGAGACUGAAGACGGAGCUUUUGGAACGAGAGAAACUUGUCGAUGUCCUCGCCGGGCCAGACGCCUACCGGGAUCUCCCCCGUCUAUUGACUGUGGCUGAGGGAGGUCAACAGGCAAGCAAUGUGCUGCUUUCAUUAGAGGAGACCUACGCUGACAUCAUGCCUGUCCACCACUCUUCUCAGGGACACAGUGCUUUUGUGUCCAUCAUGCGGGGCUGUGACAAUAUGUGCAGUUACUGCAUUGUUCCCUUCACUCGAGGCCGCGAAAGGAGUCGACCUGCCAGCUCUAUUCUCGAGGAAGUCCGUAUCCUUUCCGAUCAGGGAGUGAAGGAAGUGACAUUGCUUGGUCAGAAUGUGAACAGCUACAGAGACACAUCUGAAGAACAGUUCUGUGGUGCGGUUCCGACAAAGCUGAGCCGCGGCUUCAAGACUGUGUACCGGCCUAAACUGGGAGGUCUACGUUUCUCAGACCUGCUGGACAGAGUGUCACAGGUUGAUCCUGAUAUGAGGAUCAGAUUCACAUCACCCCAUCCUAAAGACUUUCCUGAUGAGGUUUUGCAUCUAAUUGCGGAGAGAGAAAACAUUUGUAAGCAGAUCCAUCUUCCAGCUCAAAGUGGGAGCAGUCAGGUCUUGAAAGCUAUGCGCCGUGGGUAUACAAGAGAGACAUACCUUGAAUUGGUACAGAACAUCAGGAAUAUUAUUCAAGAGGUAAGUCUCAGCAGUGACUUCAUCUCAGGCUUUUGUGGCGAGACAGAAGAAGAUCACCAGCAGACCUUGUCUCUCAUUAGAGAAGUGGGCUACAACAUCGGGUUCCUUUUUGCCUAUAGCAUGAGAAAGAAAACCCCUGCAUUCCAUAACCUUAAAGAUGAUGUGCCAGUGGAUGUGAAGCAGCGUAGGUUGGAAGAGUGUAUCACUGUGUUCAGACAGGAAGCUGCAAGGGUCAACGCUGCUCUUAUUGAUAGCACACAACUUGUCCUGGUGGAGGGGGAGAGUAAGAGAUCUGCCGAGGAGCUGUGUGGGAGAACAGAUGGCAAUAUGAGGGUGAUCUUCCCCAAAGAGGAUGUUGCUGUUCAUUCUGCAGAGUCCAACACAGCUGUAAUCAACACUGGAGACUAUGUGCUAGUGAAGGUUAUUUUCCAGCAAGUUGUCAACCAUAAAUUGGCUAAAGAAUAGGUAUUAUUGAACACUCCCGAAUGUUCCUGAUCUUGAGACGUCCAUGGCUUAAAGUACUCCAGCGUCCUGAGAGACUGGAAUUCCCAGGAACUUGAAGGUCUCGACGGUUGACACAGGGCAGUUGGACAGUGUGAGGAGCAGCUGUGGCGAAGGAUGUUUCCUGAAAUUCACGAUCCUCUCUUCCGUCUUGAGCGUCUUCAGCUCCAGAUUGUGUUGGCCGCACCAAAGCUCCAGCCGCUCCACUUCUUGUCGAUACGCAGUCUCGUCACAGUCUUUGAUGAGGCCGAUGACUGUGGUGUCGUCUGCAAAGUUCAGGAGUGUGACAGCCGGGUGCGUUGAGUAGAAGUCGUAAGUUCGUGUAGAGAAGAGCAGUGGACAGAGGACGCACAAUACAAGAAGGAUAUUGUCAGCCAGCUCGCAGAGUUUGAGAGGUCAAGCCUUGUGUCACAGACGUCCCAUGAUGCAGUCAGCACUUCUGCCCAGCAAUUAAUAUGAUAAACAUUUGCCUCUACCCAUCCACGAUUGCCAUAUGACCUUGAUCGACACUCAGGAAACAAACUACAGUAUGUCAAACUGUCAUCUUGUCAAAAAGACAUUUCAACCAUCUGUGUCACUUUGGACCCCUGUGUUUGUGUUGAUCUAAUGUGAUCCUUGAACUUUGUGUUGUUACAAAAACACAUCUGUUAGUAUGUGCAAGUUGUUAAGAACGCUAUUAUGGUUGAAAGUGUUUAAACUGUCGAGUUCAUCAAUUUAAGGAAAACAUAUUUGGUUUGUUAUUUAAGUUUCAGGAUUUUGGUAAAUGGCGAUACAGUCGGUCUUCUGAGAGCUCUUUGGAGCAGGCAUGCACCACAUCAGGCAGUGCUUCUCUACAAGAGACAAUUCUAAACUGGUGUGUGUUUUCUAGUGGUUAAAGAAGCUUUAAGCCACAUCGCCAAUCUGCUUUCAUUGAUUGGACUCCAGGUUGGCUCACACCAGACUAAUUAGCUCUUGGAGAAUCAGUAGCCUGGAGAUUGACUUACUUUUUCCAUCGCUGUCCUAUGAAUGUUUACGUUAUUUCCAAUUUAAAAAAAAAAAUAAUAAUUUUGUGGUUUUAGUUUAA